Heteronotia binoei (common prickly gecko) is the source of this 7011-nucleotide messenger RNA. It is a transcript of the gene ESPL1, whose product is annotated as extra spindle pole bodies like 1, separase. Lineage: Eukaryota; Metazoa; Chordata; Lepidosauria; Squamata; Gekkonidae. Gene Ontology annotation, biological process: proteolysis; meiotic chromosome separation. The record is from RefSeq and is a predicted model, not a curated record. Bases 7 to 6660 code for a protein of 2217 amino acids. Gene Ontology annotation, molecular function: cysteine-type endopeptidase activity. The transcript has 30 exons. Gene Ontology annotation, cellular component: cytoplasm; centrosome; nucleus.
UGCAAAAUGAAGUACCUCAAAGGCAUGGACUUUGUGUCACGGACCAGCACUCUCGAAGAGACUCUAACUUUGUUGUCAGAGCUGAAGGAAUGCCUCAGCUCGGUGGCCAAAAAUGCAGAUGCUAUGAGUCAAGCUUCCAAACAGGCGACAGCAUGCGACGGAAUCUUGCGAGCCUGCAUCCACAGAUUUGCCGAACGCUCAGGCUGCUCGGAUCACCUGGAAGGUCUCCGAACUCUGGCUGAGGUGGCCUACCAUGGCUACGUGAAAGCUCGGCCGCAGUAUGUUCCUCUCUAUCUGGAAAGGUUGCUGUAUCACUUGCUGAGAGGUGCUGCUUCUCGGGGCCCAUCAGAGAUCAGCUUGGGUUUUGCGGACCUCCUCUACGCUGAACUGUUGAAGCACCAGCCUCCGGAGGUGCCCGCUGACGACUUUGUAUCCAUUGCCAAGAGUACCUUUAGCGUGCUCUGGAAGAGCACGGAUGCUGUGGCUAAAACGGACCGGACUCCCGCCCAGCCCAGGGCGAUCCUCUCAUCACAGUUGCAAGCAGUAUGCUUCUUGGUUCUUUUGGAGCAAAACUCCCCUGGUCUCUCACUCAGAGAGCCCCCGUUCUUUACCUCCGUGGUGGCCCAGCAUGCCGCCGCUGCCGCUUCUGUAUUUGAGGCCCAGCGGAGCCCACUACCCAAGGAGGAUGCUUGUUUCCUCAGUGAGCAGCUGUUCGGCCAUCUUGUUGUAGGCCUUCUGGAAAGGAGGGGCCCGAGUGAAACUUUGCCCUUUCAGGAUGCACUCGGCAUCUUCGAACUAACAGUGAUGAGGUCCCGGUACCUCUGCAAGAGUAGCUGCUUUGCGGACAGCAAGGAAGUUCUCCAGAAGUCCCGGGACUGUUUGAGAAGGUUCAAGAAAAGAAGGAACUUCUUCAGCGUGGGUCUGGAUAUUCUCUCCAUCGGUGUCGAGUUGAACAGAGUGUUAGUGCUUCAGGACAGCUCAGUAGGAUCCCUUUUUUCCCAGGCUGCUGAGAUCCUAAACACCUUGAUGGAUGCUGAUGAGCAUGUGCUUAAAGCGACAAUCGAAAGCUGCCAAUUGUUUGUGAUGGCUCUGUAUGGAUAUGCCAGAGAGGCUAAACGGAGCUCCUUCAGCCUAUGUGACGUACUGGGGAUCUCUGCCUUUAUGGAAAGAUACUUGGAGCUGCUUGGCAAGCUGCUGAAUGUUGUUCCGCCAGACAACGUGAAACAGCAGCAAGCUCUGAAGAAACUGCUGUACCACUUUGCCCAGCUGUACACCACCUUAGUAUAUGAUUCCCUUCAGACUCUGCAGGGACCAGAGGCUCCAGGGAUACUACAGCUGGUGGCAUCCCUUCAGAAGGUUGCUUCCUGGAUGCUGGACAUGCUAGCAGGUCUUCCGCAGAGUGAGCAGGCAGAAUACCUGGAUGUCUCAGCAUACUGUGUGUCCCGGCUGGGCUAUAGUUUCUACUGUCAGAAGAUGUACGCCAAGUCUAACUUGAUAGUAGAGCUCUUCUGCAGGAGGCUGGGCAAGGAGGAGCUGUUCAAGAAUCCAGAAUUCCCUACGGAAAAGCUACACAAUUGCUUCAGGCUGCUUGUGGAAAACUACAGGAAGCUGGGCUUGUUGGAGGAGGCUUUCCAGGCUGUGGUACUGUGGCUGGUCACACAGCGUCGCAAGAUUGUGGAGCAGAUGGCGGAACCGGUCUCCUUCUGGCUGAAAGUCAAGAUGGACGCCAGCAAAAAUGGGGUUGAUGAUCUCAGACUAAAGACUCUGAAGGAAGGCCUGGAAGGAUGCGACUUGGCCCCUGAGGUCCUGCUGAAAGUGCUGUUGGAGGAACUGAAGGCCUACAAGGGUGUGCGAGCUGACACUGGCCAAGAGCGCUUCAACGUGAUCUGUGACCUACUGGACAUAUGCUCAGAGGGCAGCAGCUUGGUACAUGAGCGGGCGGUGGUCCUGAUAGAACUGGCUCAGGUGCUGUGUUACCAUGAUUACACGGAGCAGACAGAAUGCUCUGCUCUGGAUUCUGUCCACGAAGCCCUGCGGCUGCUCGACUUGGUCCCUAAAACAUCCCAGAAUGAGGAACAGCUCCAGGACGACAAGGCUCAAGCCCUGCUCUGGCUCUACAUCUGCACAAUUGAGAGUAAAAUGCAUGAGAGCAAUAAGCAAGAACAGAGAACCAAAAGCAGCCACGCCCAGGGACUGAAGAAUGCACAGGUUCUUGAAGGUGUAGAGACAAACGAUCUCAGCUAUGAGGAUAAGGCCCAGGAUGACAAGUUCCUUUAUCUUGGCAUUGCAUUUAACCUGUCUGCGGAUUCUGCUCAGUCUAAGUGCUUGGAUGAUGCCUAUGACUUGUGGAAGCAACUCCUUGGCGAAGGCCGGGUCCCAGCUGUGCGUAGUGUUGAGCAGACAAUGGCAUCCCUGCACAUCAUGGCCGCUCUGUACAGGAUGAUGGGAAAGCCACUACAAGCCAUUGAGAGCUACUUCCUGAUCUCAGAGCUCUCUAGUGCCCUUGCAGAUGUUCUUGGGAUGACCAACGCUUUGUGUCAGAUCGCCAAGCUUUUCAUCCAGCUAGAGUGUCCCGGUUAUGCGGAGAUGGUCUUGAAGGAAGCAGAGUCCUGCUGGCAAAGUGUUGAUCGCAGCAAAGACUCCGCCUUGCUGACAAACCAAAUGCUAGCUGUCCUCCGAAGCAGAUUGUGCUUGGCAAACGGCAAGGUUGAAGAAGGCCUCGGCCUGCUGUUGGGAAACCUACAAAACCCGGCUCUGCAAAAGCCAUCUAAACCCUGGUACCUGCUCCGAGCCAGCACUCUCCAGUUAACAGCCUUGUAUCUGGGUCUGCCGCCUUCCAUCCUCCCACUGGCACUCAGGCAAAAACUGUACACUCAAGGGUGGAAGACCCCCGAAACCGCUCUCAGUGAUGCCCACAAACUCUACCGCAGCAUUAUUUCUAACUUCUUGUUGAUAAGCAGUGAGAAAUCUGCUAAAGACGUUGUGGACCAUCUGUUUGUCGAUCAUGGUGACAACCUUGUGCAGAAGUGGCAGGUGCUGGCCGACAUGUUCGUUUGUUCCGAAACAUUUGUCUCCCUUCUUAGCAAGAUAGAGAGUGUAAGCGAAGCAAAAGCUUUCUGCCUGGAAGCUCUCAAAAUCUCCAUGAAGCUGCAGUCCCUCCGGUGGUGUGCUCGGUUUUUGGUCUUGAAGAGCGAGCUGGAGCUUCAGCGUGGAGAACUAGAGCUGUGUCACUCUGAUCUUGAACAGGUGCUAUUCCUUUUGGAAUCAGGCGCUGUGUUUGAAGUGAAAGAGGGAAAAGGCGAUGUGAAAAUCAAGCCGAAGAAAGGCAGGUCUAAAGGCAAGAAGACGCAAGGCCUGAGCCCAGAGCCCUCUGAAGAGGAGCAGCCUUUUCUGCGAGAAGUCUCCCUGGAGUUUGUUGACACGGUUUCCAUGCAAAAGGGGAAGUCUCUCACAGACUCGCCGACGCUGAAGCCAAAGCUGAAGAAGCACCCCAGCUUCCUGACCCACCCGGACGGAUGCCACUGCUUGCUCUGCUCCGACAUGGUCCUUUCAAGCAUCUGUCUCAGAUGGCUGGUAGCCUCUGGGGAGGCGGAGCUGGCGCUGGGACGCAAGGGAGAAGGGCUGCAGCUCCUUGAGGCUUGUCUGAAACAGUGCGCUGCUGUGGCUUCGUGCACCUCUAGCGUGGUGGCGUCCAUGUCUGAACGCCAUGGCAGGAAGGCCAUUGACCAGGAUGUGCCUGCAGUUGGACUCCUAGAUGACCUGGUGGCCCGUAUCUAUGUGUCUCUGACAAAACAAACCGUGAGCACCAGCCGACCAGAAAAGAAACUGUGGAAACUUCUAGAGACCAGCUUAGCCAUCCUGUCUUCCAAGAGGCUUCAGCUGCCGGGGCUUGAAUGUCAGAAAGCCACCCUGCUGCUUACUAAGGCUGUAGCUACCAUGUUGGUCCUAGCUUCCAGUCAUGAUGGCUGUGUGGCAAACAUCUUUUCUAGCGCCUGGUCCUGGAAAUACCCAUCGUCCCUUGGUGAGAACAAAGAAAAUUUGCCAACAGCUGCAGAGAAGAGGCUUGAUGUGCUUUCUUCAGCGAACAGUAAUGACACCAAGAGGCAGCUGGAAGCGGGCCAUAAAGUAAAGCCUAAGAGAAUCCUAGAAACCAUACCACCUCCUCUGAUCCUUCCCAGUGACCCCCUUCCCGCAGCUGACUCCACUACACAGGCCACUCCGCUUGUCAUCAGGCUACCUGUAGAGCCCUGUACCCCAGCACAGAAGUCCUUUCCAACGGCCAGGAUGAGCAGGUCAACGGCAGCUAAGCCAACUCUCUCCUCUAAGGUCCCUUUUAAGAUUUUUGAAGAAUCUUCUUCUCCAAGGCUGAAGACUGAACUUCCAAAUGCACCCAAAGUGUCUAGAAGAAUGAAGUCUCGUCUUAAGGUUGUGUUCAGUGAUGACAGUGACCUGGAAGGUCUUCUAGAAGCUACAUUGGAGACGAAGCUUCCUGUUGCCAAAGAGCCAGCGGCCUCCCCCCGCAGGCCAGGGCGAAAAGCAGCUCCCAACAGGAAACAGUCAGCAGUGAGCCUUGCUAAAAUGGAGGCAUGCAGUGCCAGCUCUUCAGAUGACCAUCCCCACGCUACGAAGGUGCAGCCUCGGCGUGGAAGGCCAGGUGGCAGGAGAACUGCUAAGGGGGGAAAGCCCCAAGAAGAAGUCCAGAAAGCUCCUUGUGAGGAGGGAACACUAAAUGAGUCAGGAGAAGAGGGAAAGGAGGUUCUGAAAACCGUUGAGGAAAGGUUCGAGGCCGGCUGUGAGGUCCUGCGGAGUUUGGGUGAGGAAGAAGCUGCUGAAGGGCGUAGAAGGCGACUUGCUCCUGAGCCGAACGGCACAGAGGAGGACCAGGAGGUUCUCCGGCAUGAUGCUGGUGCUGAUUUGCAGGAGACUUUCCAAGCUUCAGAGAAGCGAAACCUCACAGACCCCUUUGAUUUGCAUGUUCUUUCCUCUGCCCUAGAUGUAGCUGCUAAUUCCUUCUCUGUGGACUCUGUCUAUGAAUCCCUGCAAGAGGCCUUCUGUUCUAUCAGCCAUAACCCUCCGGGUGCCCUCUACAGUCAUCUCUGCCAACUCAUGGCUCUGUGUCUUGGGAGCCGGGACCCUGUUGCUACCGCCUACCUGGUUUCAGAGUCAGUUGCUGUUACUCUUCGCCAUCAGAUCAUGAGCACCAUUCACAAAAGACUUGAGAAGAUGAAGAAGGCCUCAGUGGCCAAUGCAUUGCAGCACCUGGAGAUGCUGAGCCUGCAGGAAGGGAGCACCGAUCCUCUGCUUCGGGUCCUCACAGAGCUGCAGAAUCUCUUUGCGUUCAGCUGUCCCAGCCCUGCUAAGCUGGAGACAGGAGAUUUCCGAGAGCAGCUGCGACAGAUCCCUGCCGGGGUAACAGUAUGCGUGCUGGCCGUGGUGAGUAUCGAGCCCGGAGCUGUUGGGGAUAUCCUCCUGCUGACACGGUUGGAGAAAGACACUGUCCCGGUGACCCUCCAGAUACAGACAAUGCACAGCAAAGUCCCCUUGAGCAUGGCACUCAGUGAAUUCGAAGCCAUCCUGCAGGAACAGAAGGAGGUCUCUAACCUCACAGAGAAAGAAGAUUGGUGGUUUGGUCGGACUGCACUGGACAAAAGAAUGAAGGCUUUGAUAGAGUCCCUGGAAAGACAUGUGCUGGGCUGCUGGAGGGGUGCCCUGCUGCCAGGCUGUGAGGGCCAAGGCUUGGCACAAGAAGCCUCUAGCCUUCAGAAGGAUCUCAAGGAGUGUGGCUGUGAGGUGGAUCUGGCACUGCUUAAGGUCGUACUUAGCAGUUCACAUCUCCUUAACGCAGAAGACGUGCAGCGCUUGGCAUGGGGGCUCAGCCCAGCUCCACUCGAGAGAGUGCAGAACCUUCUUCAGGAGGCAGUAGAUAAGGCGGCAUCCUGUACACGUCAGGCGCCAAGUGGCCACUUGGUCCUCGUGCUGGAUAAACAUCUGCAGAAGCUCCCCUGGGAAAACAUACCAUGCCUGAAAUCCCAGACAGUGACUCGAUUACCUUCUCUGCGUUUCCUGCUCAGCUAUUCACUUACAAAAAAGUAUCGUGAAGAGUCUGUCCUCAACCGGGGGAUAAAUUCAGGCAGCGCCUUCUACGUCUUAAACCCGCAGAGGAAUCUUUCUGGAACAGAAAAGAUGUUCAAAGACUGGUUUCAGAGUGAGCCCGGCUGGACAGGAGUGGUGGGUGAAGCCCCUGCUACAGACCAAGUACCAUCAGCUCUUGAGGAACGGGAUCUCUACAUCUAUGCUGGGCAUGGUGCAGGUGCCCGUUUCAUGGACUCCAUCCUGAAGGUGGACUGCAGGGCUGUGGCUCUGCUCUUCGGCUGCAGUAGCGCCGCUCUGGCGGUGCAGGGCAACUUGGAAGGAACCGGCAUCAUCCUCAAGUUCAUCUUGGCAGGGUGUCCCCUAGCUCUGGGAAACCUCUGGGAUGUGACAGACCGAGACAUCGAUCGCUACAUGGCGGCACUUCUGAAGAAUUGGCUCAAGGCAGGGUCUGGAGCGCCUCUGCUCCACUAUGUCAUACAGUCCCGCCAAGCUCCUAAACUCAGAUAUAUGAUUGGAGCUGCUCCUGUAGCCUAUGGCUUGCCAGUCUCUCUGCAGAAGAAAACAUAAGAGCACAGGACUUGGUUUUAUGAUGGACACGAAUGCAACAUCCUUGGGUUUAAAAGUGCCUUUAAAAUUGCAAAUAGCUGCUGGAAAGAGGAGAAAUGUUUGGCUUCUGCAAACUGAUGCCUCCUCUCAUCCAUUACUGCCGUGUUCUGUCUUCCAUGGAAGGCCUGUGUUACCCUUUUACAGGGGAAGUGUUUUUAACCCAACCCCCGCUGUUCUUGGAACGCACAACAUUUGUACAGCAUAUGAACUGCAUUCCCAGAGAUAAUAUAAUAAAUUAUUGAAUCUGUUAAAAUCUGUUUUGUGUAUUAAUGUUUAAUAAUCUAAAUAAACAUAAAAGUUAUUAAUUUUUAA